AUGUCAACAAAACGCAAGCGCUCGAAUGAUAGCAACGAAGAUACCACCAAUCCAGCGCGAGAAAAUAAACGCUUCACCUGGCUCAAACCACAAGUGAAAAAUGUCUCCAAACACACCAUCAAAUCGAAAUGGUCUUCGCUACCAGAACCCGCGCAGAGCAAAGUUCGGGAUUUGUUUAGAUCGCUUGAGAGGCCUGUUAUAGUGCGGCAGCGCGAUGAGCGGAAAAGAAUUGAGGCGCAGGUUGCGUUGGGCGGUGUUGUGAAGACCUUGGAGCGACGACUUCCGCGCAUGCCGUUUCCGCCGCUUACGAGGGAUGCUGGGUUUGAUCACGAAUCUGUGCUAAAUGAACAUCGUGUAUUGGAAACCCAACUCUCGACAACACGGAACACAAUCGACCUCCUCAAACUAGAGAUUGAGCGUGAGGAGGCCCUCUUGGCCAAGGAAACGAAAUACGUCGAAGAAAUGGAAAAAAAUGCGAAAAAAGCGGAGGUUGAGCGCAGGCGGCAGAUGAAAAAUGAACACCCCGUUCUACGACAUAUCGAUGAUCAUCCUGGUCACGACAAUAUUUCAACACCUUCCGCGCCGUUUGUGGUUAUUGAUCGGUCAAAGGAGCAAACUGCCCUAUGCGAGAUUGAACCCGAUCGCGAGAUUGAGUCUAUAGUCAUGCAGUUGAAUGGACACCUGAAUUCGAUGCAGAACAAUAUUGCGCCGUUUGUGGAGCUGAGAGAGGCUAUUACGGAGGCGCAGGCGGCUUUGGAUUUUUUGCCUCUUCCGCCGGAUUGA
This is a messenger RNA of Talaromyces amestolkiae, 783 nucleotides long. RefSeq lists its product as uncharacterized. The transcript is spliced from 5 exons. Bases 1 to 783 code for a protein of 260 amino acids. The record is from RefSeq and is a predicted model, not a curated record. NCBI's taxonomy places the organism in Eukaryota, Fungi, Ascomycota, Eurotiomycetes, Eurotiales, Trichocomaceae.